Molecule: messenger RNA, 1518 nt
Organism: Aspergillus sclerotioniger CBS 115572
Lineage: Eukaryota; Fungi; Ascomycota; Eurotiomycetes; Eurotiales; Aspergillaceae
Product: MFS transporter
Exons: 2
Coding region: 6-1466 (486 amino acids)
Biological process (GO): transmembrane transport
Molecular function (GO): transmembrane transporter activity
Source: RefSeq, a predicted model, not a curated record
CAACCAUGAUCCGCAUAUGGCCCAAAACCGACACCCCCGGGGAUCUGGAAAAACCACCCCCCUCGCAGGACCCCGAAUUCAAAGUCCAAUGGGAUUCUGACGACCCAUUAAACCCCCAAAACUGGUCCACAUCCUACAAAUGGUGGGUGACCUUCCAACUCGGCAUGCUCGCCCUAGCCGGCAGCUUAGGAUCCAGCAUCACCACCUCCGCCGAUGACACCAUCGCCAAGUACAUUGGCGUCAGCAGCGAAGUCGCCGUCCUCGACGUCUCCCUCUACAUCGUCGGCUUCGUCCUCGGCCCCAUCAUCUGGGCCCCCAUCUCCGAAGUCUGGGGCCGCCGCAUCAGCAUCCUCCCCGCAGUCUUCUGCCUCGCCAUCUUCGCCAUCAGCACCGCAUCCAGCCACAACGCCCCUGCCAUCUUCCUAACCCGCUUCUUCGCCGGCUUUUUCGGCUCCGCGCCCAUCAGCAACGUGACCGCCGCGCUGGGCGACAUGUGGAGUAAAGAAACCCGAGGCACAGCAAUCAGUCUCUACGCCAUCGCCGUGAACGGCGGCCCCGAUCUCGGCCCGCUCAUCAGCGCCGCCAUCAUGAAAAACCCUCAUCUCAGCUGGCGUUGGACCGAAUACACCCACGCCAUCUGGGUUUUCGUCACCUUCCUCAUGGCUUACUUCUGGCUGCCCGAGCUCUACCCCCUGGUCCUCCUCUCCCGGAAAGCUAAACACCUCCGCAAGACCCAGAACCCGGCGUACUGGCACCCACAUGAACAUCUGCAUCUGUCGGUUCAUUCUAUCGUGACGAAACAACUCGCUCGGCCGCUGCGGAUGUUAACGACCGAGCCGAUCGUCACGGCAAUAGCCUUCUACGCUGCCUUCGUCUACGCAGUCAUGUAUCUCACUCUGGAACUCUUUCCUAUCGCCUUUGCCUCGCUUCGAGGCUGGUCCCCAGUUACAGCCUCCCUACCUUUCCUCGCUCUCCUAGUGGGCGUAAUCUCCUCCGUCGGUCUCAACAUCUACAAUCAACUCCGAUACAAUCGUAUCUCCGCCGCAGCUAAUGGCGCCCCUGUCCCCGAGGCCCGUCUGCCUCCGAUAGCCUUCGGCUCUAUUGUUCUCGUGCUAGGACUCUUCUGGUUCGCCUGGACAGCAAGUCCACCUUACCACUGGAUCCUACCCGUCAUUGCGGCAUUCUGUAUCGGUGUGGGAUUUAACUGUAUCUUCCAACAAUGUCUCAAUUUCCUGAUCGACGUCUACCGAAUGUAUGCCGCGAGCGCCACAGCCGCGGUAACGUUCCUGAGAAGUCUUAUGGCAGCGGGGUUACCAUUAGCCGCGAAACCGAUGGUCAGGUCGUUGGGAAUGGGCCCCGCGGUGUCGAUUGUGGGCGCUGUUGCUGCUGUGUUAGUACCAGUGCCGUUUUUGUUCAUGAGGUAUGGGCCUGCGUUGAGGAGGAUGUCGAGGAUGGUUGAGGAUUAAUCCUUCCCUUCUUGUCUUUUGGUAGAGUAUAGAUGUUGCCAGUAGAAUAAUC